UAGCUGCACAACUUAGUCGAGCACUAAUCGUUUUCAAGGCAUCAUUUCUUUUUUUUUCUUAGUUCUAAAUUUUAGUAUUCUUCUUUUUUUGGGGGGAGAAUUAUGAAAAAUAUACAAAUUUCUAAAGUGCUGUUAAUUUUUUGAAAAUUGUCAUCGAUAACUAUGACGAUAGACUAAAGAUAUAGAUUUUUUUAAACCGGUGUCAUCAUGGUUGAUAAAUUACACGAAUAUCAAGGAUUCACUGGACGAAUUCAUGGCAUACGUGAUAAAGUGAAAGACAAAUGGGACUCGUGGAAAGAAUGGAAAAAUGAAAUUCCAACCGAUAAAGGAGUGGAGGGUGUUUUAAAUCACCUUCGAGGACCACCGAAACUCGAAAGGACUCUCGAUGAUUACUCACAUAUUUAUAGGAGGAAAACAAGAGGUGAAUUAGUUAGAGUAUCGGCGGCAGUGAUGGGCAUUGAAUUUUCCUAUGCAGCCGAGACGGCUUUUGUGUCGCCAACUUUAUUGAAAAUCGGUGUUGAUCAUCAGCACAUGACCUUGGUGUGGGCGUUAAGUCCUCUCGUUGGCUUCUUUGUGACCCCAAUUCUAGGGAGCGUCAGCGAUCGUUGUAAAUUGAAAUACGGCAGAAGAAGGCCUUUUAUAUUAUUACUAGCCGUUGGUGUCUUUAUGGGAUUAAUCCUCGUGCCCAAUGGCGAAGGAAUUGGCUAUUCCCUUGGUGAUGGUCCAAAAAUUUUGGCACAAAAUUUAUCUGUCCCCUUGGGACACAGGACAAGUGCCAAAAUUCCAAAAGAAGAAAAUUCAUCAGCUGUGAUAUCUUCUCAUUCAUGGGGAAUAUUUUUCACCAUUUUGGGAACUGUUUUACUUGAUUUUGAUGCCGAUGCUUGUCAAAGUCCAGCAAGGGCAUAUCUCCUAGACGUCACUGUUCCAGAGGAUCACGCUAGAGGUUUAAGUACUUUUACAAUAAUGGCUGGAUUGGGUGGUUUUAUGGGCUAUGGCUUGGGUGGAAUUAAUUGGGAUGCUACUGCAAUUGGCAUAGCAUUGGGAGGACAUUUACAUGCAACAUUUACGCUUAUUACUAUAAUUUUUAUUAUCUGUGUUUCUCUGACUAUGACGAGUUUUAAAGAAAUACCUCUUGAACUAUUAGACAGUGAUCAAGGACUAAAAAUGCAUGAACAAAAAAUGAACGAGGCACGAGAAGCAAAUGAAUGUGAAAAAAUAACAACCGAUGAAAAUGUUUCCUAUGGAACUUUAAAUGAAGAUCAAAAUAAUGGAAAAUCUGACGAAUUUGCACUUGAACCCGUUCCUCAAGUAGAAGAGGUGAAAAGACGAAUUGGCACUGUACCAAUAAUACCGGAAGUGCCACCACCACCACCACCAAAAAUUAAUUCACAGCCUGGCUUAGAGGAGGAUUUAGAGGAAAAUCAUAAAGUCUCAUUAAAGGAAUAUCUUGCUUCAAUUUUAUAUAUGCCUCAUAGUUUACGAAUGGUUUGUUUAACAAAUCUAUUUUGUUGGAUGGCUCAUGUUUGUUAUUCACUCUAUUUCACUGAUUUUGUUGGUGAAGCUGUCUAUGGUGGAGAUCCACAAGCACCAGAAGGUAGUAGGGAAAGAGAGCUAUAUGAACAUGGUGUUCGUUUUGGAUGCUGGGGAAUGUCAAUGUAUUCUUUAUCAUGUUCCUGUUAUUCGUUAAUCAUAGAGAGACUAAUACAGCGAUUUAAGGCAAGAAAGGUUUAUAUUUGCGGAUUACUGUUCUACAGUACUGGAAUGAUGUUAAUGGCAUUAACAAAACAUCCAGUUGGAGUAAUUCUUUUCUCUUGGACUGCUGGUGUUAUGUAUUCAACAUUAUUUACCAUGCCAUAUUUAUUAGUCGCACAUUAUCAUGCAUCUUCCACGUUUGCUGUUACUGCAGAAGGUGAAGCGAUACAAAGUGGUGAGGUGCGAGGAUUAGGAACGGACAUUGCAAUUGUCUCUUCUAUGGUAUUUUUGGCACAAUUUAUACUCUCAUGUGGCCUAGGAACCAUAGUAAGUGUCUCAGGAACAACCACAGCAGUAGUGGGUGUUGCAAGCACUUUGGCUGCUUGUGGAGCUUUGUCAGCCACUCAAAUUAUGUACUUAGAUCUUUAAUUUCAAAAAACAAUUUUAAAUUAAGUUUAGCAAAAAAAGAAGAUUAUGCAAAUUUUUCUAAUUCGAAUAUUGACUGAUUAUUUUUCUUUUAUUAUUAUUAUUUCAUUAUUUUUCUUUUUUUUGCGAAGAAUAUUUGUGGAAAUUGUACUAAAGUACGCCUUCAUCAAGAGAUUGUACAUUUACUUUGCACAAAUAGGUGUAUUUUGUUUGAAAACUAUUUUUUGAUAAAACAAUAAUCAAAUUAGAUAUUUUUUUAGAAAUUUAUUUUCAAAUUUGAAAAAUUGAAUCUCAUUGUUACGU
Molecule: messenger RNA, 2421 nt
Organism: Leptopilina boulardi
Lineage: Eukaryota; Metazoa; Arthropoda; Insecta; Hymenoptera; Figitidae
Gene: lovit
Product: proton-associated sugar transporter A
Exons: 10
Coding region: 208-2121 (637 amino acids)
Cellular component (GO): membrane
Molecular function (GO): sucrose:proton symporter activity
Source: RefSeq, a predicted model, not a curated record